Eremothecium cymbalariae DBVPG#7215 is the source of this 924-nucleotide messenger RNA. It is a transcript of the gene GTT3, whose product is annotated as Gtt3p. The transcript has a single exon. Gene Ontology annotation, cellular component: membrane. The record is from RefSeq and is a predicted model, not a curated record. NCBI's taxonomy places the organism in Eukaryota, Fungi, Ascomycota, Saccharomycetes, Saccharomycetales, Saccharomycetaceae. Bases 1 to 924 code for a protein of 307 amino acids.
AUGUCCGGAAGCCUACAAAAUCUAAAGAAGUUUGAACUAGUUCUGCUAGCAGAGAAAUUGAAGCUUAAGUUUUCAGCCAAGCUGAACAAGCCUGCCUUAGUGGAGCUAAUUGAGAAGCAUUUGAAGGGAUUAAAGAAACCGCUCAAUUAUCUGGAGUAUCCAGAGUUGGGUGAGUAUUACGAGGGUACAGAGAAGGAAUCACAGAAGAAGGACUCAUCAUCAUCAUCAUCAUCAUCAUCAUCACCAUCAUCAUCAUCGUCAUCUUCAUUGUCAAAGGAUGGGGGUAAGAAGGAGGACGGUGGAGGGCUUUUCCCCACGCAGUGGUUUUCAAAGCUCCACUUUGCUAAUAUACGCCCUGGCAAUUCGCAGUUUUCUUUUAAGUUUCAUGAAUUUCUAUCAGAUGUUCAAGGAAACGUUGCAGAAGCGAAUGAGGCCAUCCAGGAUAUGCUUUCUACGAUCCCCGCGAUUGAUGCUAUUUUCUUUGCUGUGGAGGUAUACUUUUACAUUAUUAAACCAUUCUUUUUCUUUGAUCUUAAGGAUAGACCUCACUACUUCUCAACUACUCUUUCACGGAGCCAGUUUGCUUCGUUGGUGUUAUUCUGGGUCACCGUUUCUUUUGCUUUGCCAGCGUUGAUUGGGUACUACAUCAACUUUAUUAGGUAUGACUUGCCAUCAGUUGAGAUUGAUCCUCUCAUUUUCCAUGUGGCCAAGUCUUUGAUAGCCAUUGUAAUUGGUUAUCAUUGGAAGCCAAGUUUUAUAAAUGAGGCAACCUAUGUUGUGAAGGAUACUUUUGGAGCUGCUAAGUUUUCUGAAAUAUUCAAGCACGGGUUAUCCUUUGCCCAUCUGCAAUGGGUUAUAAACUUACAGCAGUGGCCCUUGAUAUUUGGCGUGACUGGUGUCAUCCUGUGCUUGUAUGUUCUAUGA